CUGCGUGUGACUGUUAUUGAAAGUGUGCACCCAUAACGACCAACCAACUCAGCAGCAAUGUAGCUAGCUCUAGCAAGCUAACUUGCUUAAUUUAUUCAUGGUUAAAGAAGAAAUAAUGAAAGUACGAACAUUAUAUUAGCGACACUGGUUUGUCUUUAGAGGUUCGUUAACUACGAUAGUUGUCUGUAGCGGACAGCUCAUGCUACUUCAAGCGGGCAGCCAAAGUGCCCCGUAUUUAUGAUCACUUCAGUGCUAGCUAAGCUACCUACGAAGAGCUAGGCUAGGGGUUAGCUGUAGUCGAAAUGGCUGCAGGAUCUGGCGGUUCAAGUGGCCACCGUCGCGGCACGCCUGCUGCGUUUGAAUCAUCUUUAGACCGGCGGUUUCAAGGGGUGUCGAACACAAUGGAAUCUAUACAAGGUCUUUCAAACUGGUGCAUCGACAACAAGAAAUACCACAGCCUAGUCGUACGGUACUGGAUGAAAUGGCUAAGGAAAUCUGAUGCUUCUCAUAGGCUAAACCUGUUGUACCUUGCCAACGAUGUCAUUCAGAACUGUAAGAGGAAGAACGCCAUUGUGUACCGUACUGCCUUUGCUGAGGUGCUCCCCAAUGCCUUCCUGAUGGUCAAUAGUGUUGGGGACCCCAAGGUUGUGAAGGCAGUGGGCAGGAUUCUAACCAUCUGGGAGGAGAGGACUGUCUAUACGGAUGAACUCAUCUCGGAGCUCAGGGGCUACCUGGUGAAGGAGGAAUCCCCUCCUGUUGCUGUGGUUACACCUGUACAGGUCAAAGCUGCAGUUGACAAUAGAGCUGCUCUCCAAUCCAAAAUCGUGGCUGAAUUUGUUCCUCAGGCUAUGAUGGAGCUCCUCUCCAAGUACGUGGGCUCGGUAGAGGAGGUGGAAAUCAGGGAGAAGCAGUUGGCUGCCAUGAGAGUGGACGUCUGCAGCACAGAGGCCCUCAAGAAGCUCAAAGACAAGGCCGGAGGGAAGAAAUUCUCCAAGGACUUUGAGGAGGGCAGCGCCAAGCUCCAGGAUUUCGUCAGCUUCCUGGACAAACAGGUCAAGACAGGCCCCCCUCUGCUGGAGGCCCUGGGCAACGCAGACAUUUUCUAUGAGAUGCAGUACAAGGAGGUCAAGAUUGUUGCCAACGCCUACCAGACAUUUGCCAACCGUGUUUCCCAUCUGAAGCGUAAGCUGGACUCUCUGAAGGCCACUCUCCCCGACCUGGACGAGUCCCCCGUCCCCUCGCCCUCCGCAGACGCUCCCUCCCCCACCGGCUCCGAAUCGCCCUUCCACGGCAUGGCCGACCUGGACCCCGACCUGGACGGCUCGGCCAUGGACGAGGAGGCGGACAUAACCCUGGGGGAGGCCCCCAGCCCCCUGUCGUCCCCUGGAGGGUCCCCCAGGCACGGCUUCGCCGUGGGGGAGAAAGACAACCGCGACGUGGAGGAUAUGGAUCUAUCAGAGGGGGAGGAGACAGACAUUGCUGGCAUUCAAGUCGCAGUUGACGAGCAAGCGUUGGGCCCCGCCCCAUUGACCGCUGUGUCCAAUCCGGUGGCUGUUGUUGCUGUCACUCAACCGUCACUGGCCAAUGAGGUGCUGCCCAGCAGUCAGGCCACACCUUCUACAGCCAUGAUCACAGCCAGCCUGACCAAUGUGGACCUAGGGAAAAUCAACUCCAUCCUCAGCAACAUCACCUCAGCCAUGAAGAAUACAGGCGGGGCUCCAGGGUCCUGUGUGUACCCAGGGUCUACCUCCUCCCCGGCCCCCUCCACAGUGAAGCCCCCCCCUGUGGCCCCGGCCGCCCCCCAGGCCCCCGGCCCCCAGGCCCCCGGCCCCCAGUCCCCCGCCCCCCAGGUCGGCCUGCUAUCCAAGGUGGAGAUGAACCCGGGUGAACUCCUGGGAGCUCUCUCCAAAACACACGCGCAGGGUGGGGUGAUGCAAGGUCUUACCUCCUUGUUGAACAGCCCAGCUGGAAGCACAUCAUCCAACUCCUCCAGUAUCGGCAAAAUCCCAACCUCUGCCCCUAUUCCUGCCCCCAUAGCCUCCUCUGCAGGCCUCUCCCAGCCCUCUCCCAUCCUCCUGCCCUCCCCUCAAAUCUCCACCCCAGCUAGGAGCUCCAGCACACCCCAGGCAGCCCCCCUGUCCAUCCCAGCCAUGCCUCCCCAGAGACCGGGCAGCACGAGUCUGAUCAAGGACCAACCGGCACCCAUCUCUACCUCCACCUUGGAGUCCAAGAUCCACAGCUUCCUCCAAGGGAACCCCGGCUUCAGUGCCUUUGACCUGGGCCUCGCCUGUGACCCCAGCCUCGUCCGAGAACCCGGCCCCGGGACGACCAGCGACCUCAGCCCCGUGCCGGGGGCGGAGAACCAGGAGGGGACCCCCGUGAGGGAUGAGGGCGGGGGCACCCCCACCCAAGAUGAGAUCAUGGACAAGACCGAGGCGGAGCCUCAAUCUUUAAGCCAGACUUGCGUGUCCUCUGGAGGGGUCAGCAGGGCUGUGGACCCCCUGUCCACCACAGGCUACUGCAGUGACAUCUGGCAGGACCCCAGCCGCCCUCAGGGCCACAAUGGCCAGGCGUACCAGCCAUACCCCUACGCAGGGCAGGCGGCGGGGCAGGGAGUCCCUCACGGUGGCGUGCCAGGGAACAGCAGCAGUGUGACUACGGCGCAGGGUUUCCACGGUGCAGGGCCGACCUCUGGUGUCAGUGGGGGAGGAGGGUGGUACGGUAACAUGUACUCCAACAGCCUCAACAUGCCCGUGCCGGGAGGCAACGGCCAACCUGGACAGUACUGCUACCAGGGCGAGAGCCAGGGUUCCUACCCUGCCCAGCAGUCUCAGGGCCUGCCCCCCCAACAUGAGAGCACCCCCUCUGGGUUCUUCAGUGGCUCUCUGCCUCCUAUUCCUCACUUACCCCCCAUCCCCCACCUCCCUCCUCCCCCCAAGGGCUUCGAGGGCCCUCCCGGCUCCGUCAUGCCAGGAGGGAGAGAUGGGAUGGUACCCGUGGAGAAUCCAUCUAACCCAGAGCUGGAGGGGGAGAGUGGCGUCUGCAGUGUCCUUCCUGUUGUCAUCCACGACCACCAGCACAAGUCUCCUUAUCGCCCGGACGAACCCCGCCGUCACCCCGACGACUACCGCUACCGCGAAGACCCCCACCGUCACCCCGACGACGUCCGUGGUUACUACGACGACCCUCACCAUCACCCCGACGAUAUCCGCCAUUACCCUCACAAUCUCCCCCGUCACCCAGAAGACCAUUACUACCCCCCAGACGGCUACGAGCCUUUCCCCCGCCCAGGCAGCCCUCACAUGUACCCCCGGGAGCGCCUAACCCCCCCCAUCUCUCCCGACGAUGACCCCUUCUAUUACAGCUACCCCCCUCGCAGCCCUUCCUCCCCUCCGCACUAUGGCCACAUGCACCCCCUCCCCCCUCGUCACCCCCGGCCACCCCACCCUCCUCACCACCCUCUCCACCCUGCUCGCCACCCCCAUCUGAGAGGUCAUCCACGGGGGCCCCCGCGCGGGCCCCCCCGCCCCCCUCUCCGCGGCCCCGACCCGAGGGCCAUGCUCCGGGGGAAACGGCCGGGGCCCUUUGGUGGACACCCGUUAGGAGGGGGGCCAGGGGGCCCCUUCUUCCCCCCGAAGAGACCACACUUACCCCCGCACUUCUGACUGGUGGGCUGAGGGUCGAGCUCGUUGUUCCACAGCACGUCGAGGUCUCUGUGUCGAGGGGGAGGAAGUGAGGGGGGCGGGGAUUCACUUCUGCGAUGGCCACACCACUGAAAUGCCUUCCUGCCGGUGUCGGGACUAGGGGGAGAGAGGAGGGAUUCAGAAAUGACGGAAAAGGUUUUGCCCUUAAAAGCAAGAUGUGAGGGUGACAACAGACACAAAAGCAGGAAGCCCUGUAGGUUGAGAGGAGAGGCUGGAGGAGAAGAGAGGAGAAGAGGAGAGGCUGGAGGAGAAGAGAGGAGAAGAGGAGAGAUGGGAGGGAAAGUCGACGUUCGCUGAAGAUGUUUGUGGAGAUGAAGUAUGAAGACCGUGGCUAAAAGGAAAAAUGAGGUGGAUAUAUAGCUAUUACAUUUCGUUCGUUAUAUUUGUUCAAAUUUAAUCAAUAAUUCACCUUCCCCUUCAGACAGCAUUGAGUGUGUUCUGCUUGGAUGGGCUGACCUAUACAUUGUUAAUUAGUCUGCGUUUGAAAUUACUCGUUAUUGCAACUACAACAAAAAAGUCAGAAUUGUAGUUUCUGUUUCUGCUCUUGUUAGGUUUAUAUUUUAUUUUAUAGAAUUAAACGUUUAGUCUCCCGUUUCAAAGGCCCAGCUAAGCAUCAAGAUGCCAGGGUUUAACACGAUCACACUUUUUUCCGUUCUCAUCGCAUUUUGUUGAAACAAUAUUUGUUUCUUUACCGGGAGAGGGUCAGUGAUUGUUUAUGCUAAGACCUCGAAUGUUAUAUUUCUAAACCGAUGCCAUCAAGUGUACAUCGUGACAUGGAGCCUCUCGUAAGCGGUUUAUGUCUCUCCUGGUCAUCAAUGAGGAGAGGCUAAAGUCUAGUUGUGGGAAGGGGGUGUGUGAGAAAGGUAUUUAGGGGAAAGACUAUUUUGUAGCCUUCGUUCCGGCAGAAAGAAGACGUUCAUUUUGGAGGUGGAAGAAACGAGUCCCCGGUUUCAACGGACGUUUUUACCUGUACUGUUUAUAAUAAAAAUCUGAGUGUCAAAACCACCGUGUCAUUGUUGUUUGAGGCCAAUUAUGUUUUUAUUAACCGAAGACCGAGUCAUAUCUGCUCAUCACUUAAUUAGGAUUCCUUUUCCAAUUCAAAUA
Messenger RNA from Hypomesus transpacificus, 4808 nucleotides. RefSeq names its product regulation of nuclear pre-mRNA domain containing 2a (gene rprd2a). Gene Ontology annotation, molecular function: RNA polymerase II complex binding. The coding region runs from base 303 to 3665 and encodes 1120 amino acids. Gene Ontology annotation, biological process: mRNA 3'-end processing. Gene Ontology annotation, cellular component: RNA polymerase II, holoenzyme. The record is from RefSeq and is a predicted model, not a curated record. NCBI's taxonomy places the organism in Eukaryota, Metazoa, Chordata, Actinopteri, Osmeriformes, Osmeridae. The transcript has 10 exons.